GUUUUCUGUCGAAAAAAUGAUGACUGUCCUAUUAAAUACGGAGAAAAGAAAACUAAGGAGAAAUGGAAUCUCACUGUACAUUACUAUUGUUUGUUGAUGUCAAGUGGAAUUUGGCAGAGGGGUAAAGAAGAAGAAGGAGUUUAUGGUUUUCUAAUAGAAGAUAUCAGGAAAGAAGUGACUAGGGCUUCGAAACUGAAAUGCUGUAUUUGCAAGAAAACUGGUGCUUCAAUUGGAUGUGUUGCACCCCGAUGUAAACGAAGUUAUCAUUUCCCAUGCGGACUUCAGAGAGAAUGUAUUUUCCACUUCACUGGCAAUUUUGUGUCAUUUUGUUGGAACCAUCGACCUGUUCAGAUAAUUAUAUCUAAUAAUUAUAGAGACUCCUUACCAUGCACCAUUUGCUUGGAAUUUAUUGAGCCUAUUCCAACUUACAGCAUAUUACGAAGUCCUUGUUGUAAGAAUGCUUGGUUCCACAGAGACUGUUUACAGGUUCAAGCAAUAAACGCAGGAGUGUUUUUCUUUAGGUGCACAAUAUGCAAUAAUAGUGAUAUAUUUCAGAAAGAGAUGUUGAGAAUGGGAAUUCAUAUUCCUGAAAAAGAUGCCCCUUGGGAAUUAGAGGAAAAUGCUUAUCAAGAGCUUCUGCAGCACUAUGAGCAUUGUGAUGUCCGAAGAUGUCGUUGCAAAGAAGGGCGAGACCAUAAUGUGCCUGACAGCAAAUGGGAAAUAAAGCGCUGUCAGUGUUGUGGUUCUCGCGGAACACAUUUAGCCUGUUCCUCACUACAAUCAUGGGAACAAAAUUGGGAAUGUUUGGAAUGUAGAGGUAUUCUUUACAAUUCAGGCGAUUUCCAAAAAGCCAAAAAACACACAUUACCCAACACUAAUGUGGGAAUAACUGAUUGUUUGUUGGAGGAAUCCUCACCUAAGUUACCCAGACAGUCUCCUGGAGCCCAGCGUAAAGAUCUGCUGAGGCAAGGCAGCAAAUUUAGAAGAGAUAUUUCGACUCUAAUAAUAGAGCUAGGAUUCCAAAUUAAAAAAAAAACUAAAAGAUUAUUUAUCAACAAAACCAAUAUCUGGAAUAGUGCCUUAGAUGGAUUCAGAAAUCAAAACUUUAAUCCUUCAUAUACAAUUGAAAUAGCAUAUGUUAAUGAAAAUGAUCAUUUUGGAAUUGAGAAG
Messenger RNA from Balaenoptera musculus (blue whale), 1170 nucleotides. RefSeq names its product G2/M phase-specific E3 ubiquitin-protein ligase-like. NCBI's taxonomy places the organism in Eukaryota, Metazoa, Chordata, Mammalia, Artiodactyla, Balaenopteridae. Gene Ontology annotation, cellular component: nucleus. The record is from RefSeq and is a predicted model, not a curated record.